This is a messenger RNA of Parnassius mnemosyne (clouded apollo), 204 nucleotides long. Lineage: Eukaryota; Metazoa; Arthropoda; Insecta; Lepidoptera; Papilionidae. The record is from the annotation of a GenBank genome assembly.
AUGAUUAUACCUGUGCGAUGUUUUACAUGUGGUAAAGUUAUUGGCAACAAAUGGGAAGCAUACCUCGGUUUACUACAAGCAGAAUAUACAGAAGGUGAUGCGCUGGAUGCUCUGGGCCUAAAGAGAUACUGCUGCCGUAGAAUGUUGCUUGGACAUGUGGAUUUAAUUGAGAAGCUGUUGAAUUAUGCACCAUUGGAAAAAUAA